Podospora pseudocomata is the source of this 309-nucleotide messenger RNA. RefSeq lists its product as uncharacterized. The transcript is spliced from 2 exons. Bases 73 to 309 code for a protein of 78 amino acids. The record is from RefSeq and is a predicted model, not a curated record. NCBI's taxonomy places the organism in Eukaryota, Fungi, Ascomycota, Sordariomycetes, Sordariales, Podosporaceae.
CCUGAUCGAUAGAUCUCAGCAUCAGGACAAUCGAGCAUCACAAAUACCGUCUCAAUUCCAGACUCGGGAAUAAUGACGGAUAAUGUCACUCGCAUACCCUCCUCUCUGUGGCGCGGGACUUCGACAGCCGGACUGGAUUUUCUCGCCGUAGAAGCACAGCAACUGCAGCUCCAUUCGACUGCUCAUUGGUUGUGUAAAUGUUCCUACCUCCUAUCAUGCUCUCAAGUAAUAAAGCCGAGCACGCGAAGAGCACGGGCUCCCGAGGUCCGUUACCCGCUAUGGAAUCCUGGCCUUCUUCUAGACGAUUGA